Triticum turgidum subsp. durum (durum wheat) is the source of this 2133-nucleotide messenger RNA. NCBI's taxonomy places the organism in Eukaryota, Viridiplantae, Streptophyta, Magnoliopsida, Poales, Poaceae. The record is from the annotation of a GenBank genome assembly.
AUGUUGCAGAGACGACUUGCCAUGGCCGAUCGCAGCAUGACCCUGCAGCUAGCCUUUGCGGCCAUCCUCCUCUUCAUCCUGUGCGGCGGCGGCGGCAGCACCUGCAGCGCCUUGCGGUUCGCGUACCAGAGCUUCGACGCGGCCAGCGAGGCCGACUUCAGCUUCACCCCGGGCGCCACCGUCUCCAACCGCUCCCUGCAGAUCACGCCCGACGCCGGCGACAUGACCCACCGGUCGGGGAGGGUCAUGUACGCCAGAGACACCCUCAAGCUCUGGAAAAACAGCGACCGCACGGCGCUCACCUCGUUCAAGACGGAGUUCGUGCUCAACAUCGUCCCCAGGAACGGCACCGGGGAAGGCAUGGCCUUCAUCCUCACCAACAACCCGGCCCUGCCCAGCGACAGCAGCGGGCGGUGGCUCGGCCUAACCAACAACCAUACCGACGCCGCGCCGGCGAACCGGAUCGUCGCGCUCGAGUUCGACACGCGGAGGAGCUUCGACGCCGACUUGGACGGUAACCACGUCGGACUCGACCUCAACAGCGUGCGGUCCCUCGGGCAGAUGCCGCUCAGCAACUUCUCCAUCGUCCUCUCCAGGGGGGCCGACGUCGAUGUCACGUUCGAGUACGACGGCAAAAUGAUGAGCGUCCUCGUGGUGCAAGGGGGGCUCGCCUUCACCUACGCCUGGUACACCGACCUGUCGCGGUAUCUCCUGGACAACAUCUCCGUGGGUUUCGCGGCUUCCACCGGCGAGUUCGCACAGCUGAACCAGGUCAAGUCCUGGAACUUCACCACGGUCGACGACGCGGGCGCCGGAGGUGACGGUGGGUAUCGGUUGAGGCGCCAGAAGGUAUUUCUCGCCGUGCUGGUCCCGCUCACCGUCGGCGUGCUGCUCAUGGCGUUGCUCGUGUGGAGAAGGCUGACGCGGCAGACGAGGCUGGCGUACCGCAACCUCGAGAAGAUGAUCGACGCCCAUGGCCCCGUCAGGUUUAAGCUCAGGGAGCUCAGGAACGCCACCGGCGACUUCAGCGACGGCCGUAAGCUCGGCCGAGGCGGCUCCGGCACCGUUUACCUCGGGUAUCUGAGGAGGAUGAGCAUGGAGGUGGCCGUGAAGCGGGUGUCCACGAACGUCAACUCCAACCGCGGCGAGAAGGAGUUCGUGGCGGAGGUGAACACCAUCAGCAAGCUGUCGCACCGGAACCUCGUGAAGCUCAUCGGCUGGUGCCACAAGAAGAGCGAGCUGCUCCUCGUCUACGAGUACUUCCCCAUGGGCAGCCUCGACAAGCUCCUCUACGCCAGAGAGAGGACCGCGUCGUCGACGUCGUCGAUGUCGGCGUCCACGGACACCCCGGAGCUCACAUGGGAGCGGCGGUACAAGAUCAUCCGCGGCGUGGCAUCGGCGCUGGACUACCUGCACCACGGGAGCAGCAGGCGGAUCCUGCACCGGGACGUCAAGGCCAGCAACGUGAUGCUGGACGAGGAGUACAACGCGCGGCUGGGGGACUUCGGCCUCGCACGCGUCAUCCAGCACGACGGCGCCACGCACCACUCCACGCAGGUGGUGGCCGGCACCCGCGGCUACAUGGCGUACGAGAGCUUCUUCACCGGCCGCGCCAGCCUCGACACCGACGUGUACGCGUUCGGGGUCUUCGUCAUGGAGGUGGUCAGCGGGAGGAGCCCCAGCAACGCCGUGCAGUACCAGUACGUCCACGACAGCGACCACCGUGGCGGUGGCGAGGAGGAGUACUGGAGAGGCGGGCGAGGGCGACACGCCACGCCGAUGCACAUCGUGGACUGGAUGUGGAGGCUGUACGGCGAGGGGAAGGCGCUGCACGCCGCCGCCCCGUUGCUCGGCGGCGAGUUCGAGCAGGCGCAGGUGGACUGCGCGGUGAGACUGGCGCUGGCGUGCUGCCACCCGAACCCGAGGGAGAGGCCGUCCAUGAGGGCGGCCGUGCAGGUGCUGAUCGACGGAGCGCCCGCGCCGGAGCCCCCGUUGAACAAGCCUGCGUUUGUUUGGCCUCCGGGUGGCAAUCGGCAGGAGAUGGAGCUGCCGGACGUCGGGUUGCUGUUCACGGGAGACGCCGGGCAGCACAGUAGCUUCUGCUCCAUGAGCUGUUCCAUCUCAGGGAGGUGA